Molecule: messenger RNA, 1125 nt
Organism: Ochotona curzoniae (black-lipped pika)
Lineage: Eukaryota; Metazoa; Chordata; Mammalia; Lagomorpha; Ochotonidae
Gene: LONRF2
Product: LON peptidase N-terminal domain and ring finger 2
Source: RefSeq, a predicted model, not a curated record
CAAGGACAUCAGUUAAAACCUCAGGCUCUUUCUGCACUGGGGAGAAUUAAAGUGAUCCCCUAGGAGUUCCUCUGCUGCCGCUUAAAUCCUAAAUGUGACUCAGAGAAGGAAGAAGCACAGAAGAAUCCAGCUGAGAAAUCUGAUGUGCUUAGAAAUACUUGUUCCUUUUUAUAUUUUAAACUGGAUGCACACACUGAAGAGGGUAAGAAAGCACUAGAAAGUGUCUGUCCUUGCGCAGCACCCAGCUCUGCACCACAUGGAGGAUGCCCUGAUCCGAGCAACCCUGGAAAUGUCCCCAGGGAAGAUGUUGAUUCCUCACCUCAAAAGAACAUAAGCUCUGAGACAGGAGAAAGCCCAGAGCUAUUGAUUGAUGUAACUGUUGAGUGUGCCCUCUGCACACGGUUGCUUCUCGAACCCAUUACUGCACCCUGUGGACAUAUGUUUUAUCUGAAGUCUAUGUUGGCAAGCAGAAAUUUUAAUAUAACUGUUCUGGCUGAAGAAUUAAUAUUCUUAUAUUUGUCAGAUGAACUGUCUGAUAAGAAGAGAAUUUUUGAAGAAAUGACAGAACAGUCUAAUCUGACCAGAGAUGCGCCCGUCUUGGUGUGUGGUGUGGCCUUCCCUGCAGUUUCCUAUCCAAUACACGUGCUUAUGUUAAGAGGCAUGGAAACUGGCACCCAGCGCUUUGGCCUGUGAUUAUCUGCUAAGCAUGCAGGAUAAGGACAAUCUGUACCUGCAGGGAUUUCGGAGUCUGACUGCGUGCUGGAGAUGAAAGAUGUGUAAGCUCCUGAUGGCAGCUCAGUGGUGGAUGCGGUUAGCAUCAGUCAGUCCAGAGUAUGACGCCACUGUCAUGGAGAUGGCUAUAACACGGUGGACACUAAAUACCUGGAAGAUGAAAAGACAGAAAGUUCAGAAUAUGAAUUGCUCACUACUUUGCAUGACUCUGUUCACCAACAGUCUGUUACCUGGUUUGCUUCUCUCCAGGACUGCAAAGGAAAAAAAAAACAGAUUUUAUGUCACUUUGGAUUAAUGCCAGGCAGGGAGCCCGAGCUUCAGAUGUGGAUGAUCAUCACACGUAAGACGGGUAGUUGCCAGAAGCUGGUUAAUGCCAGGGAGAGAAGUCAUUGA